AUGAAUAGGCCUGCGGAGAGGCCAGUACAGACGGAGCCAGCCUGUUCGACUGGAAUGGUGCCAAGCCUCGUCGUCCCUGUUGGUAUGGCUUUCUUGCAAAGGUUGGUUAAGCUGACUCUGGGCUUACUGGUUCCUGAUUGGUGGAUCCGUCAGAUUAAAGCGCUUCGUCACACCAUUCAUUAUGCCAUCAUUUAUGGUCUUUUAUCAGCCUAG
Messenger RNA from Protopolystoma xenopodis, 213 nucleotides. NCBI's taxonomy places the organism in Eukaryota, Metazoa, Platyhelminthes, Monogenea, Polystomatidea, Polystomatidae. The record is from the annotation of a GenBank genome assembly.